Messenger RNA from Cantharellus anzutake, 462 nucleotides. RefSeq lists its product as uncharacterized. Bases 1 to 462 code for a protein of 153 amino acids. The transcript has 6 exons. NCBI's taxonomy places the organism in Eukaryota, Fungi, Basidiomycota, Agaricomycetes, Cantharellales, Hydnaceae. The record is from RefSeq and is a predicted model, not a curated record.
AUGUCCCCAUCAUUACCAGAGGUAUCUCAUGCGCAAAUCGGGCAUGGAGAUGGUGUCUACUUGGUCAUCGAUUUGCACGGCUGCCAUCAUUGGCUGAAAGUCACAUUGCUCGGUGAUCAAGGGUGGGCGAGAAGAUUGCUUGAAUCUCUUCAACCGAAGGCGCAGAGUGAAUGUGCGGGAGGGGUGGGAAAGUUAGCCUCCGGUAUACAAUCUAACAGGGGAGCAAUAGGUGAGAAGUGGGGGUGGAAUCCGCUUGCACGCCUACAUGGGAAGCAGUGCUUGGUUAAUGCCGCGAUGGUCCCAGUGCUAUUCCGACGGAAGAGUGGUUCCAUAGACGUCAUUUGGUGGAGCAUACUCAGGGAGGCAUUUGGGAGCGUGGAUUUGGGAUCGAGAGUGCGUUAUGACGAGUACCGAAGGAUUCAAUUCGUGGGAUGGACAAUUGAAGGGACACUCGCUUUCUGA